Messenger RNA from Rotaria sp. Silwood2, 791 nucleotides. NCBI's taxonomy places the organism in Eukaryota, Metazoa, Rotifera, Eurotatoria, Philodinida, Philodinidae. The record is from the annotation of a GenBank genome assembly.
AUGAGUCAAUUACUUGAGAAAGUACUUCAAAUGAAUGUUUAUCUUCAACCUGUGCAAUUCUGUCUUUCAGUUUUGGCGAAUACACUUAAUAUAUGUGUAUUAAGCUGUCGUGCUCUUCGUUCAUCAUCAUGUACACACUACUUUAACGCUUAUGCCGUCUUUUGUAUUAUGUAUACUUCUUUGGUAUGUUCAAUAAGUUUUGCACGUAGUUUUUCCAUCGAUUGGACAAAUACUCCAAUAGGAUGUAAAAUGUAUACGUAUUUUCUAUUCUUAACACCAUUUUUAGCGAGAAUAAUGCUUGCAUUGGCAUCAUUUGAUCGUUAUUGUUUAAGUUGCCAAUUACAUCUACUUCAAUCAACAAAUACAAUAAGAAGAGCAAGAUUAUUUAUUGUUAUUGGUACAAUAUUAUCUACAAUCUAUAUGUCACCAAUGUUGGUUAUGUACUACUUGAAACAAUCAUCGGAUACAUGCUUGCAAUACUCAAAUCUACUUAUCAGUGUUUAUGUAUUCAGUCAAAUUCUUCUUUAUUAUAUAUCAGCACCUCUAUUAAUGAUCAUAUUCGGCCUGUUGACUAUAUCUAAUACUCAACAGCACAUCGCUCGUAUAGGACCUCCAUUACAUGUUGCACAUGGUCGUCGAACCGAAAGACAAUUAACUCGAAUGUUGCUUAUUCAAGUAAUUGUUCAUCUCGUUCUUACUGUCCCAUUCGGUAUUAUUUACAGUAUGAAUGCGUUUGAUCCAUCAACAAGAACACCGAAUAAUAGAGCCGUGCGUCAAAUAUUACUCAUAUG